AUGGGCGGGGGACGAGCCCCUGGGCCCCGAGAAGGGGAGGGGCAGCGACAGACGGGAAAAGCCCCAGCGAGCCGCUGUGAUGCCGAGCGGGAGGCAGAGCCAGCGACCCCGGCGCGCCGCCUUCCCCCGCCGCCGCGGGCCAGGGCCCGGUGCCGCGGAGAUGUCGAGCCCCGGCGAGCCUGCAGCAGCCGCCUCCCCCGCAGCCUUUCAGACCCCCGGAAGCUCCACAAACACAAGAGCUGCUUCAAGCGCUCGGAUGGCAGCACCUCUUCCGACACCACCUCCAGCUUCCUCAAGAGGCAGCCUGCGAACGGGGCUGGGUUGCUGAGCCAGGCGCCGGGUGAGGAGGCAGCCGGUGCGUCUCCUCCUGGGAAGCAGCCACCCUGCAUGUCUCUCUCCAAUUCCAGUGUCUUCCUGCUCAACGAGGGCUCAGCCGAUUCCUACACCAGCCGGCCGUCGCUGGACUCAGACGUGUCCCUGGAGGAGGAGCGCGAGACGGCCCAGCACGAGGUGGAGAACCAGGCACAACAGCAGCUGGAGAGGGCCAAGCACAAGCCGGUAGCGUUUGCCGUACGCACCAAUGUCAGCUACUGCGGGGCCCUGGAUGAGGAGUGCCCGGUGCAGGGCUCCGCCAUCAACUUCGAAGCCAAAGACUUCCUGCACAUCAAGGAGAAAUACAGCAAUGACUGGUGGAUCGGGCGGCUAGUGAAGGAGGGGGGGGACGUCGCUUUCAUCCCCAGUCCCCAGCGGCUGGAGGCCAUGCGGCUGAAGCAGGAGCAGAAAGCCAGGAGAUCUGGCAACGCCUCCAGCCUCGGGGACCCCAGCAAGCGGCGAUCACCUCCCCCGUCCUUAGCUAAACAGAAGCAAAAGCAGGCAGAGCACAUCCCGCCCUACGACGUGGUUCCCUCCAUGAGACCAGUGGUGCUGGUGGGCCCCUCCCUGAAAGGAUAUGAGGUGACGGACAUGAUGCAGAAAGCGCUCUUCGACUUCCUCAAGCACAGGUUUGAUGGCAGGAUCUCCAUCACCCGCGUCACCGCCGACCUGUCCCUCGCCAAGCGCUCCGUCCUCAACAACCCGGGCAAGCGCGCCAUCAUCGAGCGCUCCGCCACCCGCUCCAGCAUCGCCGAGGUGCAGAGCGAGAUCGAGCGCAUCUUCGAGCUGGCCAAGGCCCUGCAGCUGGUGGUGCUGGACGCCGACACCAUCAACCACCCGGCCCAGCUGGCCAAGACCUCGCUGGCCCCCAUCGUGGUCUACGUCAAGGUGUCCUCGCCCAAGGUGCUGCAGCGGCUAAUCAAAUCCCGGGGCAAGUCGCAGGUGAAGCACCUCAACGUGCAGAUGAUGGCGGCCGACAAGCUGGUGCAGUGCCCGCCGGAGCUCUUUGACGUGAUCCUGGACGAGAACCAGCUGGAGGACGCCUGUGAGCACCUGGCCGAGUACCUGGAGGUGUACUGGAGAGCCACACACCACCCGCUGGGCAGCCAGCCCCUCCUGACGCCGCCCGCCGCCAUCCCGGGCCUGCAGAACCAGCAGCUGCUGGGGGAGCGGGGCGGGGAGCACUCCCCCCUCGAGCACGACAGCCUGAUGCAGUCGGACGAGGCGAGCGAGACCUCCCGCAAGCCCUGGGCGGCCGCCUCGCAGCGCAGCUCCCAGCCCCUGGAGGACGAGUACCCGGACCCCUACCCGGAGCUGUACCAGCCCCACCGGCACCACAACAGCGGCCUGCACAGCGCCAACGGGCACGACUCGCAGGACCGGCUCCUGCAGCGUGAGGCCGAGCAGACCCACAACGACAGGAACUGGCAACGCAACCGGCCCUGGGCCAAGGACAGCUACUGACGGGCCCCGGCCUCAGCCACCCCCCUCCCCGCUGUCAAACCAGCCCCAUGGGCCCACGGAGCCUGGCCUCCCGGCCACAGCCCUGGCUGACCCGCCCCAGCCUUCCCCCAAACACAGCCCCCCAGGUAGCUGGUGGGGUCACACACUCCCUGCUGUACCUAACUGGGGGGGAGGAAAAGCCAUCUGUCCUCAGGCCCCCUGCCCCUGCUAGGCAUUGCUCAGACAAUCUCCCAGGCGGGAACCCCCCGGUCCCCGCGCUGUUCCCACCCUGUCCAGCUGCAAGAGGAGAGGUCGGGAGCCAGGACACCUGGGUUCUAAGCACUGGCUGGCCCCUGCUCCAGGUCUGUUUCCCUGGUUGAAACUGCAUAGCUGGCAGUGCUUGCUCCAAGCCCCUCCGGCCCCCUUGCCCUCUUCCGUGGGGCUGGGCUCGGCUCCCUGGGGCAGGGCCUGGGAGUCCAGCUAACAGGGCACAAUUUGCUAAGUGAAAACCCCCCAGGGGAGGGUGAGGAGCCUGGAUGCUGCCCCCCUCUUUCAGUGGGGCUCAGCCCUGAUUCCUCCUCAGUCUGCGCCCAACAUCCAGCGGCCCAGCCCCACCGCCCACACCCGUAACCACUAGCAUCCAGCCACGACGCAGAGAAGCUUGUACGUAGUGCACCCCACCGCCCUGCGCUGGCUGGACUGGGCACUGGGCGCCCGAGGGGGGCAGAGGGAGAUUUCCCCCCUGGCUGGGGGAGCUGGGGCGAGCCCUCGGGGGGCUGGGAACCACAG
Messenger RNA from Terrapene triunguis (Three-toed box turtle), 2604 nucleotides. It is a transcript of the gene CACNB3, whose product is annotated as calcium voltage-gated channel auxiliary subunit beta 3. Bases 1 to 1836 code for a protein of 611 amino acids. The transcript has 15 exons. The record is from RefSeq and is a predicted model, not a curated record. Gene Ontology annotation, cellular component: voltage-gated calcium channel complex. NCBI's taxonomy places the organism in Eukaryota, Metazoa, Chordata, Testudines, Emydidae. Gene Ontology annotation, molecular function: high voltage-gated calcium channel activity; protein binding. Gene Ontology annotation, biological process: chemical synaptic transmission; neuromuscular junction development; regulation of voltage-gated calcium channel activity.